Molecule: messenger RNA, 1227 nt
Organism: Chelonia mydas (Green sea turtle)
Lineage: Eukaryota; Metazoa; Chordata; Testudines; Cheloniidae
Product: transcription factor HES-7.1
Exons: 4
Coding region: 35-685 (216 amino acids)
Biological process (GO): anterior/posterior pattern specification; regulation of transcription by RNA polymerase II; regulation of neurogenesis
Cellular component (GO): nucleus
Molecular function (GO): protein dimerization activity; DNA-binding transcription factor activity, RNA polymerase II-specific; RNA polymerase II cis-regulatory region sequence-specific DNA binding
Source: RefSeq, a predicted model, not a curated record
GACCCGCCGCCCCCCCAGCCCGGCCGCCGCCACCAUGAGCAGCAGCGCCCAGUGGGACAGCAAACAGGACAAGAAGCUCCUGAAGCCCUUGAUGGAGAAGCGGCGCCGGGACCGUAUGAACCGGAGCCUGGAGCGACUCCGGCUCCUCCUCCUAGAAGCCACCCAGGACGAGAGACUUAAAAACCCCAAAGUUGAAAAGGCCGAAAUUUUACAAAAAACAGUCCACUUUGUGAGGACCCAGCCUCCUGCAGAGCCGGCGAGGCAAGAGGAGACCUUUCUGCGGAGGUACCAGAGCGGCUAUCGGGAAUGCCUGAGCCAGGCCACACGUUUCCUCCACUCCAGCCCUGGCAUCUGCGCAGGCAAGAAGGCCUAUCUGAUGGAGCGCAUCUGCCACUCCAUGGGAAAAAUCACCCCCCGGGACCUGCCGACGGGCAGCCCCUCCUCCAACCCGGCCCAAGGCCGGCACGCCCGCGACGCCUUGCCCAGCUGCAGCCCGCCGCUCGGGGACGCCGCCUGCGUCCUGCACCCUGCCCCGGCCUUGCCCGCCGGCCACAGACUGCAGACCCUCGCGGCCGGCCGGCCCCAGCUGGAGAACUGCCCCAAAGGCCCGCGGGACAAGCUGACCGGCUCACAGAACUCUGCUGGCCAGCCCCAGGGGCUCAAUGUCUGGAGACCAUGGCCAUAGGGGCCGGGGACCCCCUUGUAAAUCCAUAGAGUGUAUAUUAGAUUCUCUAUAUAUUGUAUAUGAGGAGGUUUAUGGGGGUGGGAUCUUUGGGGAGGGGUGUUUUGGGGGGGAAGGAGGGGUGCGUGGUUACUGCAACUUCAUAAUAUUUUCCUUGAAGCCCCAGCGAGGAUGGGUUUUCCUUUCAAAAAGAAAAAUCACCUGCCCAAAGCAGCCGGCGAAUCAAGGUGCUGAUUCCCCCCCCUGCCCCCCCGGCCGCCACUUGAUUUUUUAAAGAUGCUGUUAUGGGUCGGUGAGAAACGGGGCGGGGGUCACGUCCCUUUUUUGUCUACCUCAGACCAAACCCUGAGAGUCCAGAGGCUUAGCCAGCUAACCCUAGACGUUAAAAUAAUAUCCAAGAGCAAGAUAAUAGAUCGAAAGCCAGAGCUGGGGGGGGAAGGGGAGAGGAGUGGGGGUAUUUCCCCCCCCCUUGUAUAUAUACAUUUCCCGCCCCCCGUUCCCCAUCUGUGUAUUUCUGAAAAAUAAAAAUUCGAAUGCGGACUCUG